AUGGCAACGCCCGAUCCGGAGAGGACCUACUUGCAUGUGAGUGUGCUGGCUUUUAGUCUUUUCUUCUUGCUGAUCCAGGAUCCCUUGUUGCCAGAGACAAUUGUGCCAACCGAGGAGCUGCGUUUUGACAGUAGAGAUGAAGCCAAGGAAUUUUACAAAUUCUAUGCGGGCAAGGCAGGGUUUGAUGUGCGCAUAACCAAGACAAGUAGGAAGACGGUACUGGAGUUGUCGUGCAACAAACAAGGACACUGGGAUUACUACAAGCCUGGUGAGGAGAGGGUACGUGAGAAAAUGUCAAUGAGGUGUGGCUGCAAAGCUUUUGUGAAGAUUAAAUGGAACCAGAAGAAGGACUAUUGGUUCUUUGAGAGGAUAAGGUUGGAGCACAAUCAUCCACUGCAUCCCUCGCCGACCGUAACACAGUUCUUGAGGAUACAAAAGGACAAGGACCCUAUAGUCAUGGGUAUUGUUGAUCAGAUGCAUAGGUGUGAUGCUUCCCACAACACUACAGUAAAUGUGCUGGCAGAAUUAUAUGGUGGUCGGCAGAACUUCACGUUCACGGAAAUGGAUUUGAGAAAUAGGAAAGCUGCAACUGCCAGGGAGGAGAGGGAAAAUGAUAUACCAAAGUUGCUUGAGUUCUUCAGGGAAAUGAAGGCCCAUAAUGAGUAUUUCUACUAUGAGUUGCAGGUAGACAGUGAAAAUGUUAUCAAGAAUGUGUUCUGGAGUCAUGCAAGCCAGCGUGCAGAAUAUAUAGAUUUUGGAGAUGUGGUUACAUUCGACACCACAUACAAAACAAACAUGUAUAGCAUGCCUUUAGCCAUGUUUGUUGGGUCAAACCAUCAACUGCAGAAUGUCGUGUUUGGGCAAGCAUUGUUGCAGGAUGAGCAAGCUAACACAUUUGAGUGGUUGUUUGGGGCAUUCAAAAACUACCAGGAUAGUUCAAUGGCGGCAGCGAUCAAGAAGGUGUUCAAACAAACACAGCACAGGUUGUGCCGUUGGCACAUGCUUAAGAAGUAUAAACCAGAGCUGAAAAAACUAUACAAGAUUCAUGAUGGUCUGAAGAUAAAGCUCGUCACCGCUGGUAACUGGCGGCUGACGUUGCAGCCCUUUGAUGGCCAUCUUAGCAGAGUGUACACACGAGCCGUGUACAAGAAAUACAGGGAAACUUAUAUUUAUAGUACUGCUUUCCGUAUUGAUCCUCAUCCUAACGAGGUUGAUGUUUACCUGGUGACGCACACGGAUCAGUCAUGGCAAUAUGCUUGGUUUCAACAUUCAUUCAGAGUGGAGGCUGAUGUACGAUCCGGUAGAUAUACAUGCGAGUGCAAGACAUGGGAGCAUACAGGCUUGUUCUGCGCCCAUCUUAUUAAAGCCUUCACGUACCUUCAGAUCAACAACAUACCUGCAGAGUACAUAAUGAAGAGAUACACGAGGGGUGCAAGAACGAUGGUACCGUGGGACAGGCAUGACAUUGUGACUUCGGUACCGGGUUGUGAGAGCGAUCAAUACAAAACAAAGAAACUAGUAGAAAUUGCGAUGGCUGCUGUGAGAGCAUGCCGCAAAACAAGUCUUGGGUUCGAGAAAGGCUGUGAGCAGCUGUCUGCAUUGGUUGAGUGGGGUGAAAGUAUUGCAAAAGGUACAGGAGCAUCACAUGUGGGGGAUCAUACAGAAGAACAGAGUGAUGUGAUCCCGCAUACUAUAGGUGAACCUGCGGCUAGUUUGGCUGAACAAGAUUCAGCAGUUGAUACUGCAGUCCAAAUUUCGGAGUGUGCACCAAGGGAGGCAAGAACAAAGGGGAGGAAGCGUGGAGGGAGACAGGUUGUUAAUGAACAUGCAAGUUCCAGUAAGGCACAGGGGCAGCGGACAUGUGGAUAUUGUGGAUCUUUGGGUCAUUAUAGUACGGGGUGUGAUUUGAACCCGGAUAACAUCAAUAAGAAACGAGGUGCAGGUGGGAGUUUGCGGGGCAAGAUGGGACGGAAGAGGGGGAGACCACCCACAAAAAGGCAACUGGAGGAUGAGUUUAAUGGUGUUGCAUGA
Molecule: messenger RNA, 2031 nt
Organism: Setaria italica (foxtail millet)
Lineage: Eukaryota; Viridiplantae; Streptophyta; Magnoliopsida; Poales; Poaceae
Product: protein FAR1-RELATED SEQUENCE 5
Exons: 6
Coding region: 1-2031 (676 amino acids)
Biological process (GO): regulation of DNA-templated transcription
Molecular function (GO): zinc ion binding
Source: RefSeq, a predicted model, not a curated record